This is a messenger RNA of Pyrenophora tritici-repentis Pt-1C-BFP, 1800 nucleotides long. RefSeq lists its product as uncharacterized. The record is from RefSeq and is a predicted model, not a curated record. Lineage: Eukaryota; Fungi; Ascomycota; Dothideomycetes; Pleosporales; Pleosporaceae.
AUGCCUUCGUUCAAGUCAAAGGUGCUCUCAGCUCUCGCGUGGGCGGCGCCAGUGUGGGCCGCUGUCAUACCCCGAGAAGGGCACCAAGUUGCGCGACCAGACAACAACGUCUUGCAACUAGACCUUCAACAAAACUACGCGCAAGCUACCUUCAGCGUUCCCUGCACUGGCUGUCUUGGCCAUCAUCACACGGACCAAGAUGACGAGUCUUUGAUUCUAAGCUUCACAAGUCAUGCUCAAGAUCAAGCUUGUGGUUCCUCCAACAUUACCCUAAACGGAGUGUUCCUUCCCCAAGAGUGGAACGGCGACUUCGCAUCUGGCUCUGGUUCCUACCAAGGCGUUACCGACCUUACACAGAAUGAGUGGUAUCUGCCGCGCGCCUUGGACCUCGAGUGGAAGACGGCUUGUCUUCACGCUAGCGAGGAGACGGAAGCAGCACAGGUCGUGACAGUCAACAUCAAGGCUAUUGACGGCAAGCCCAUAAAGUCACCUUCUGGUUUCACCAUCUCGUUCAAACCUCAGACAUCACCUCCGUCACUACUCAGGCUCGAGUCAGCCCCCAACCCUUCCGCAAGUAACAAGGACGUCGCCGAAUCCUGGCGCAAACCGCCCAAGUCUCUUCGCCUUGUCUUGCCCAACAGCACCGAUCGUCCGCCGAAAGAGAAAUCCCAAUCACUAGAGGACGACAUUCGUGAGCUGAACAAUCUUGAGGCCGAACUCCAAGAACUUCAAUCACUGAUUGCCAAAAAGAAGAAGCAACUACACGCGCAUUUCAGGAAAGAAGCACAGAACUUCUCGCAAGAGUUGGGUCAAUGUGACGGAAUCUCGUGCAUCAUCAAGACUAUCGCUGACAAAGCUCAUGGUGCUUGGAGGAUAGUGUACUUUCGGUUCCAACCCAAACACACAUCCAAAGAGAUGGGCCAUCCUGAACAGACAUUUGCCAAGGCGCAUACUCACGUCGCGCAGGUGACCCAGGCCACUGAUGAUCACCUGAACGCCACGACGACUCCGCCACCAUACCAGGCGUUGGCAGAUGAACUUCCACCACGGCCAACUAAUGAAUCCCCUUACAUUCUAGCUCUCGAGAUUGCUGUUGGCUUACUUUGCUGUGGCUCGCUCUUGGCCGUAAUCCGGCACAAGUGCAGCAGCCUCCGAACCCGCACUGAACGUGCUGCCGCUCGAGAGGAACGACUCAACGCUCGUGCCUACCGCCGAGCAGCUCGCCAACACGCAUGGCGCAACUGGUGGCGCGGCAACUGGGCACGCCGUGACAAUCAGCGCAUCGCAGACUACGAGGAGAAACGAGCGCUCAUCGCAGACCAAGAGGGCAUACUCGAAGAAGCAAUGCAAGAAGAGAUUCGUCAACUAAGGGUUGCACACGAUGUCGUCAACGACCUGGUGAGGGAUGCUGAAGAAGGCAGGGCCAUCACGCAUGCACCUUGCACCUGUAGACAUCAGCAACAACCUAGAGUCCCGUACUCGCCACUUUCCACAGCUUCCACAUACCCUCCCACGUCCCUCCCAGAGAUCCCGUCCAGGCCAUUGUCACGCACAGAUAGCUUACCCAGCUACCGGUCUGACACACCCACGGAGCCACCCAACUACGACUCCGACCGCGAGAUGUCCGAAGUAGUAGCCAACGGCCUCCGCGGUUAUGCGGCUACGUCGACGCCGUCGGAAGUAAGCUCGCGCUGGACCGCCGACAGUAGUGUUGUCGACGUUAGUCCAAGGCAGAGCGCAGAAACCCUUCGUUAUCCCGUGAGCAUACUGACGCUGGACGAGGAAUCUGAGGCUGACUGA